ACUGCGAGGCGCCCCCUGAGGGGCGGAGGGAUCGGGCCUGGGGAGCGGGCGUUGAGGGAGGAGCCAGGUCGCCGCGGCAGAGGGCCCUGGCGACGAGGUGGAGGGCUGAGGCCCGGAGGAGGCCCCGCCGCGAUGGGCAACCUGGAGAGCAGCGAGGGCGGCCCGGGCGAGCCGCCCUCCGUCCCGCUGCUGCUGCCGCCCGGCAAGACGCCGAUGCCCGAGCCGUGCGAGCUGGAGGAGAGAUUCGCCCUAGUGCUGAGCUCUAUGAACCUGCCUCCUGACAAGGCCCGGCUCCUGCGACAAUAUGACAAUGAGAAGAAGUGGGAUCUGAUAUGUGAUCAGGAACGAUUUCAGGUGAAGAAUCCUCCUCACACCUAUAUCCAGAAACUCCAGAGUUUCCUGGACCCCAAUGUCACACGGAAGAAGUUCAGGAGAAGAGUACAAGAGUCAACUAAGGUCCUGAGGGAGCUGGAGAUCUCACUUCGCACCAAUCACAUUGGGUGGGUGAGGGAAUUUCUCAACGAUGACAACAAAGGCCUGGAUGUGCUGGUGGACUACCUGUCAUUUGCCCAGUGUUCUGUCAUGUUUGACUUUGAGGGUCUGGAGAGUGGUGAUGACGGUGCAUUUGACAAGCUCCGGUCCUGGAGCAGGUCAAUCGAAGACCUGCAACCACCCAACGCCCUGUCGGCCCCCUUCACCAACAGCCUCGCUCGCUCUGCGCGCCAGUCCGUGCUCCGGUACAGUACUCUCCCUGGCCGCAGGGCCCUGAAGAACUCUCGCCUGGUGAGCCAGAAGGAUGAUGUCCAUGUCUGCAUCCUCUGUCUCAGAGCCAUCAUGAACUACCAGUAUGGCUUCAACUUGGUCAUGUCCCACCCCCACGCUGUCAAUGAGAUCGCACUUAGCCUCAACAACAAGAAUCCGAGGACCAAAGCCCUAGUCUUGGAACUGCUGGCAGCUGUGUGUUUGGUGCGGGGAGGUCAUGAAAUCAUCCUUGCUGCCUUUGACAAUUUCAAAGAGGUGUGCAAAGAAGUGCAUCGGUUUGAGAAGCUAAUGGAGUAUUUCCGGAACGAAGACAGCAACAUUGACUUCAUGGUGGCCUGCAUGCAGUUCAUCAACAUUGUAGUGCACUCGGUAGAGGACAUGAACUUCCGGGUCCACCUGCAGUAUGAGUUUACCAAGCUGGGGCUGGAGGAAUUCCUGCAGAAGUCAAGGCACACAGAGAGUGAGAAGCUGCAGGUGCAGAUUCAGGCAUACCUGGACAACGUGUUUGAUGUGGGCGGUUUGCUGGAGGAUGCUGAAACCAAGAACGUGGCCCUGGAGAAGGUGGAGGAGCUGGAGGAGCACGUGUCACACCUUACAGAGAAGCUUCUGGACCUGGAGAAUGAAAAUAUGAUGCGGGUGGCAGAACUGGAGAAGCAGCUGCUACAGCGGGAAAAGGAGCUGGAAAGCAUCAAGGAGACAUAUGAGAACACAAGCAACCAGGUGCACACUCUUCGGAGGCUCAUUAAGGAAAAGGAGGAGGCCUUCCAACGCCGAUGCCACCUGGAGCCAAGUGCCCGGGGCCUGGAGUCCAUGGGUGGUAGUGAGGCCCUGGCCAGGGUAGGCCCUACAGAGUGGAGUGAAGGCACCCCACCCUCUGAUCUGGACCUGCAGGCUUCAGCCCCUCCUACUGAGGAGACCCUUCCUCUGCCUCCUCCGCCAGCUCCGCCUUUGCCCCCACCCCCUCCUCCACUACCAGACAAGUGUCCCCCUGCCCCACCUCUCCCUGGUGCUGCUCCUUCUGUGGUGUUGACAGUGGGUCUGUCAGCCAUUCGGAUCAAGAAACCUAUCAAGACCAAGUUCCGGCUGCCAGUCUUCAAUUGGACAGCACUGAAGCCCAAUCAGAUCAAUGGCACUGUGUUCAGUGAACUUGAUGAUGAAAAGAUCUUGGAGGACUUAGACCUGGACAAGUUUGAAGAGUUAUUUAAGACAAAAGCCCAGGGUCCUGCCCUUGACCUCAUCUGCUCCAAGAAUAAGACAGCACAAAAGGCUGCCAGCAAGGUGACCCUUUUGGAAGCCAAUCGUGCCAAGAACCUGGCUAUCACCCUUCGCAAGGCUGGGCGCUCAGCUGAGGAGAUCUGCAGGGCCAUCCACACGUUUGACUUACAGACACUACCUGUAGACUUCGUGGAGUGCCUGAUGCGCUUCCUGCCCACAGAGGCUGAGGUGAAGCUGCUCCGGCAGUAUGAGCGUGAACGGCAGCCCCUGGAGGAGCUGGCCGCUGAGGACCGCUUCAUGUUGCUCUUCAGCAAGGUGGAACGGCUGACCCAGCGAAUGGCGGGCAUGGCCUUUCUGGGCAAUUUCCAAGAUAACCUGCAGAUGCUCACACCGCAACUGAAUGCCAUCAUUGCAGCCUCUGCCUCCGUCAAGUCCUCACAGAAACUGAAGCAGAUGCUGGAGAUCAUCCUUGCUUUAGGGAACUACAUGAACAGCAGCAAGCGAGGUGCUGUGUAUGGCUUCAAGCUCCAGAGCCUGGACCUGCUGCUGGACACGAAGUCCACUGACCGGAAGAUGACGCUGCUGCACUUCAUCGCCCUGACGGUGAAGGAGAAGUACCCAGAGCUCGCUAACUUCUGGCAUGAGCUGCACUUUGUGGAGAAGGCUGCAGCAGUGUCCCUGGAGAACGUGCUGCUGGACGUCAAGGAGCUGGGCCGGGGAAUGGACCUGAUUCGGCGGGAAUGCAGUAUUCAUGACCACAGCGUCCUUCGGAACUUCCUCAGCACCAACGAAGGCAAACUGGACAAGCUGCAGCGUGAUGCCAAGACUGCCGAGGAGGCCUACAACGCAGUUGUGUGCUACUUUGGCGAGAGUCCCAAGACCACACCCCCUUCUGUGUUUUUCCCAGUAUUUGUCCGGUUCAUCCGUUCUUACAAGGAAGCAGAACAAGAGAAUGAAGCUCGAAAGAAGCAAGAGGAGGUGAUGCGGGAGAAGCAGCUGGCUCAGGAAGCCAAGAAGCUAGAUGCCAAGACUCCAUCUCAGCGGAACAAAUGGCAACAGCAGGAGCUAAUUGCCGAGUUGAGGCGGCGACAGGCUAAGGAUCACCGGCCUGUUUACGAGGGGAAGGAUGGCACCAUCGAGGACAUCAUCACAGUGUUGAAGAGUGUCCCUUUCACGGCCCGUACUGCCAAACGAGGCUCACGCUUCUUCUGUGAUGCAGCCCACCAUGAUGAGUCAAACUGUUAGCCCUCGAGGCUGGGGCCCCCGACAGGCUUCAACCACCAGCCCAUGGUCAUUCGCAACCAAGCCAGGAGCGCUGCACCGCCCAGUGGCCCUCCUCGGGC
Psammomys obesus (fat sand rat) is the source of this 3320-nucleotide messenger RNA. It is a transcript of the gene Fmnl3, whose product is annotated as formin like 3. The transcript has 27 exons. The record is from RefSeq and is a predicted model, not a curated record. NCBI's taxonomy places the organism in Eukaryota, Metazoa, Chordata, Mammalia, Rodentia, Muridae. The coding region runs from base 133 to 3222 and encodes 1029 amino acids. Gene Ontology annotation, cellular component: cytosol. Gene Ontology annotation, molecular function: actin filament binding; small GTPase binding. Gene Ontology annotation, biological process: regulation of cell shape; cortical actin cytoskeleton organization; cell migration.